UUUUUUUUUAUCAAUUUUCCAGUGCUGCUCUAGUCAAACACUCGGGCACACAAUGUCUUGGUGCGGUCUAAUAGCGGCUCCCGUAGCCAUAUUCCUGGCGGCCAUGGCCGCGUCUUACUUUCGCAAACAGACCGGCAGAACGGCCGACAACAGCAACGCACCGUCGUCGCAAAAACCUUCCCAAGACGACGGCGAUGGAUUCCACCAGAAGAAAUGCCAUCAACAACGUGAUGUAGCAGCCGUACCCGAAGUUCGUGUCGAGGAGCAGAAGACCGUGAUCGUCGAGUUGGAUUCGUCGCACCAGUCGGACCAGGAAGACGCCGUUGCUCCUAUCGUCCGGCUGCGUUCCUCUUCGGAAUCUUCUGGUUCGUCCACGUCGUCGUCCAACGAUUCUUCGACCGCCACGAAAAUUCUCUCAACCCCCGGCAACAAGAGCUAUUCCAACCCGCCGGACGUGGUCAUGCACCGGACACGCGACAGCGUCGAAAUCGUAGUGACACUGUCGGAGAGUCAAAUGAGAUCGCGUGCAGAAAAUGACGGGUCCGAACAACAGGAUGACAACCAGAGCGACAACGACUCGCUGGAAGACAGCGAAAGUGAUAUAGAGCAGCUGGAUAAAAUCCAAACAAUCCACUUACCGGUAAAAACGGAAAUAGAUCCACAAGGCUCGAGACUUGCAGAAGAAGAGUUGAGAGCAAAGCACGCGGCCGACACGGAACGUUUGCUGGACGAUUUCGAAUGGAAGCUCCGGCAAGUAGAGAGGAAGUGGAAAAGUCGGUUGGACGAAACCGUCAAGACCAAAACGGAAGAGAUGGCCGGAAUAGAAGCCGAAAUCCGAAGGGUCGCCGAAGAAGAAGCGGAUAAGGCCGUGGCCGACGCCCGGACUCGCGCCGAGGAAGCCGAGGCAAGGUUUCUCGCCAAAGUGGCCGAACUCGACGCCGCCAAGUCCGUCAUGGCCUCGGCCACUGCUCAGGCGGCCGAAGAAACUGCCAGGGUAGCGCAGAUCAGUUCAAAAUUGGAGGCGGUGCAGCGACGUCUCCAAGAAACUGAACAAGCCCUCAGAGAACAAUCGGAAAACCACGACCUGGCUUUGCGAACGCGCAUGGCUGAUGCCGAAGUCAAGUUAAAACAGAAGACUGACGAAAUGAAAGCCGAUCUAGAUUCUCGUGUGGAACAAGCGGAACGAGCGGUGCGCCGACAAUGGCGGGCCGACGAGAAAGAAUGGGCUAGCCAAAUGGAAUCUCUGAAAGGCGAGUUGGAAAAAGUCAAGACCAAUUUAGCCACAGUGCAGGGCAUACACGUGAGAGAACUGAACGAAAAGGAACGCAAAUUCAAACAGGAGUUACAGGAUCAACUAUUCCAGACAGAAGCCAGAUUGACGGAAAAAUAUCAAACCCAAUUGGAAACCAAAGAGGUGCAGCUGAACAGAAAGACCCAACUGUUGGAAAGUGCCAGGGAACAGCUGGAACAAGCGGCGGUCGAGACCGAAAAGAAGUUGAAAGAGGCCCGACUGGAGGCAGCCCGACAACUGGACAAUCAGCGGGACCAGCACAAGGUGUUCCUGGAUGAGGUGCGAACGCAAUGCGACAUCGAAGCCUUGGACACGCGCCGGCGGUUCGACAAGCUGGACAUGUGGUACCAAGAGCGGUUGGACUCUCAGCAAACCGAACACGACCUGGCUUUGGAGCGGCUGCACCAGGAAUGCGACCUGAGGGUGGCGGCCGUCGAAAAAGAGGCACAGGCCAAAGUCGCCGAAGUCGAGAGCCAGUUGAAUGAAGUCCAGGCCGAGCUGGACGGAGCUCUUCGCAAGGACGAAGAGUACCAGUUCCAACUGACUGAUAUCACGAGCAAGAUGUACGAAACCUCGCGCAGAGUCGAAGAGGUGGAGCUACGGUUGUUGGCUACCGAAAGAAUGGCUGCCGAAGCCGAACUCAAGGUCAAGAAGAUGCAAGAUCAACAGAGCGAAAGUGCUAAGGUAGCCACGGAUUCCGAGAGAAAACUCAUCGAAGACUACGAGCAAAAGCUCAGCCAGGCCGAGACCAGGGUGUUGGAAGCCAACCGGAACACCGCGGAACUGAAAGCGUGGAUACAGGCCGAGCUGGACCGCAGAGUGACCGAGCCAAGUCUGGACGAGACCGAGAGAGCCAAGCAAAGGACUGAAGCCGAAAGCAGGCCGUUGGAAAAGGAAAACGACACGACGACCGGCGCCGGUGCAGACGACGAUAACGUCGUCGAGUUGUUGGAAGGUCAAUUUUUGCGUUUGGAAAAACAUUGGCGAACUCAAAUGAAACAAAGAGAAGCGCAGCUGAUAAUGGAACACGGGCAAAGACUGACGGCCGAAAGGGAGCGACACGCCAGGCAACUGGUCCAGUGGCACGCCCUUACCGAACAGCUGCAAGACAAACUGGAAGAACGCAAGAGAGAAGUGGUGGAAAACCCCAACCAGUGUGUUGACCAAUUAUUCGAAAAGUCACCGCAGGAAAACCCGGAUGCAAAUGUCAACGUCCAGAUUAGUCCGACACCCGACGAUAAGUCAUCGCUGGUCCGGCCAGAGGACUGUUCGGUCCAUCAGCCGCCGGCUCGCAGUAAUUCCACCCCACAGCCACAGACUUCUACUCAAAAACCACAACCACAACACCAACAGAACCAAGGCAAGCCGAACAGCAAAAACCGCAAAAACCGAGCCCGACAACGGAACGUGCACUAGUCUCGUCAUCGAGGGCGGCGUUUUCUUUUCUUUUUGGAUAUUAAACUUAAGAAAAAAAAAAAAAA
Adelges cooleyi (spruce gall adelgid) is the source of this 2772-nucleotide messenger RNA. Its product is annotated as trichohyalin-like. The record is from RefSeq and is a predicted model, not a curated record. Lineage: Eukaryota; Metazoa; Arthropoda; Insecta; Hemiptera; Adelgidae. Bases 53 to 2707 code for a protein of 884 amino acids. The transcript is spliced from 11 exons.